Messenger RNA from Leopardus geoffroyi (Geoffroy's cat), 9450 nucleotides. RefSeq names its product Rho guanine nucleotide exchange factor 10 (gene ARHGEF10). Gene Ontology annotation, biological process: positive regulation of stress fiber assembly; mitotic spindle assembly; actin cytoskeleton organization. The record is from RefSeq and is a predicted model, not a curated record. Bases 29 to 3781 code for a protein of 1250 amino acids. Gene Ontology annotation, cellular component: centrosome. The transcript is spliced from 27 exons. NCBI's taxonomy places the organism in Eukaryota, Metazoa, Chordata, Mammalia, Carnivora, Felidae. Gene Ontology annotation, molecular function: guanyl-nucleotide exchange factor activity; protein binding.
GGCUCCCAGGAGUGAGCGUCCCAGCUGCAUGAUGGACCAGCCAAAGCCACCCGCCCCCGCGCCCGAAGAAAACGAGGUGAAAUACGACAGGAACAACAACCAAGAGGACGAGGGGGAGCAGUUCGAUUUCGACAGCGGAGACGAGAUUCCAGAAGCGGAUCGGCCAGCCGCGGGCGCCCCGGCCGGUGGGGGGGGCGCGGAUGCCGCGUCUGGCUCAGGAGGUGAAAUCGGGAGGGGAACGGACGCGGAGGCCCCGGCGGAAGGCCCGACGCUUGAGGUCCCGACACGGGUGAACCCCUACUCCGUCAUCGACAUCACGCCCUUCCAGGAGGAGCAGCCCCCGCCCGCCGACCCGGAUGCCGAGGAGGAGAGCGCCAGCCCGCCGGUGCCCAGCGGGUACUCGGUGCCCGUGCCCUGUGGCUACGCUGUGCCCUGCAACCUCCCGCUGCUCGUGCCCGCCUACUCCAGCCCUGUCGUCAUCCGCGCCGCGUCCCUGGAAGAGGAAGAGACACAGGAAGUAGCAGAAGACAGCCCAUUUAAUUCUUUAAGUUCUGAGGAUCCAGCAAACAGUGACGAGCGAGCGCCUAAGGAGGACAGUGCCCUCGCCCGGUGGGCGGCGGACCCGGCCAACACCGCGUGGAUGGAGAAUCCAGAAGAAGCCAUUUAUGACGACGUGCCAAGAGAAAAUUCAGACUCUGAACCAGAUGAAAUGAUUUAUGACGACGUCGAGAAUGGAGAUGAAGGUGGAAACAGCUCUUUGGAAUACGGAUGGAGCUCCAGUGAAUUUGAGAGUUACGAGGAGCAGAGUGACUCCGAGUGCAAGAAUGGGGUCCCCAGGUCCUUCCUGCGCAGCAACCACAGGAAGCAACUUUCCCAUGACCUAACCCGUCUCAAGGAGCACUAUGAGAGAACGAUGAGAGCUUUGAUGGCAAGCACGGUGGCAGCCACAGAGAUUCAGCAACUAAAGCAGAAACAUGAACUGAAGAUGCAGAAACUCAUGAAGGCUGCGAAGGAAGGCACUAAAGACGGGCUUGAGAAGACCAAGGCUGCCGUGAAGAGAGGCCGCUCUCUCAUUAGGACCAAGUCCUUCAUGGCUCCAGAUCACAGAUCUUGUCUCGAAGAGGAGCAGAAUCUCUUUAUCGACGUGGACUGCAGGCACCCGGAGGCCAUCCUGACGCCGAUGCCUGAGGGUCUGUCUCAGCAGCAGGUGGUAAGAAGAUACAUCCUGGGUUCAGUUGUGGACAGUGAGAAGAACUACGUGGAUGCUCUCAAGAGGAUUCUGGAGCGCUACGAGAAGCCACUGUCGGAGAUGGAACCGAAGAUCCUGAGUGAGAGGAAGCUGAAGACGGUGUUCUACCGGGUCAAAGAGCUGCUGCAGUGCCAUGGCAUGUUCCAGAUCGCGCUGGCCAGCCGCGUGGCCGAGUGGGACUCCGUGGAGACCAUCGGGGACGUCUUCGUGGCUUCGUUUUCCAAAUCCAUGGUGCUGGACGCCUACAGCGAGUAUGUGAAUAAUUUCAGCACAGCCGUGGCAAUCCUCAAGAAAACGUGUGCCACGAAACCUGCUUUCCUUGAAUUUCUAAAGCAGUGCCAGGAAAGCAGCCCCGACCGCAUCACACUCUACAGCCUGAUGAUGAAGCCCAUACAGAGGUUCCCGCAGUUCAUCCUCCUGCUGCAGGACAUGCUGAAGAACACGUCCAAAGGGCACCCUGACCGGCUGCCCCUUCAGAUGGCGCUGACGGAGCUGGAGACGUUGGCGGAGAAGCUCAACGAGAGGAAGAGGGACGCUGACCAGCGCUGUGAGAUCAAGCACGUGGCCAAAGCCAUAAACGAGCGAUACCUGAACAAGCUUCUCAGCAGUGGGAAUCGGUACCUCGUGCGGUCUGACGAUAUGAUCGAAACCGUGUACAACGACAGAGGGGAGAUCAUGAAAACCAAGGAGCGUCGGAUCUUCAUGCUGAGUGAUGUGUUGGUGUGUGCCACGGUCAGUACACGCACCUCGGACAGCAGCACGAUGUCCACCAGCCAAAGGUAUUUGUUAAAGUGGAGUGUUCCUCUCGGACACGUAGAAGUAAUAGAGUACGGCAAUAAUGAAGGUGCUGGAGAAAACAGGUGUCCCCCGGUGUACCCACCUGAGAGCCUGGCGGUCGUUGCCAACGCUAAGCCAAACCAGGUGUACGUGGGGCCGGGACAGCUGUACCAGGAUCUGCAGAACCUCCUACAUGACCUGAACGUCAUCGGUCAGAUUUCUCAGCUGAUCGGUAACCUCAAGGGGAACUAUCAGAACCUAAACCAGUCAGUAGCCCACGACUGGACGUCAGGUUUACAAAGGCUCAUCUUGAAGAAAGAAGAGGAGAUCAGGGCUGCGGACUGCUGCAGACUCCAGUUACAGCUUCCCGGGAAGCAGGACAAGUCCGGACGGCCCACGUUCUUCACGGCUGUGUUCAAUACGUUCACGCCUGCCAUCAAAGAGUCCUGGACCAACAACUUGAAGAUGGCCAAGCUCGCCCUGGAGGAGGAGAACCACAUGGGCUGGUUCUGCGUGGAGGAUGACGGGAAUCAGAUUAAGAAGGAGAGACACCCCCUCCUCGUGGGACACAUGGCAGUGACGGUGGCCAAGCAGCAGGAGUUCAAGAUCGAAUGUGCCGCCUACAACCCUGAGCCCUGCGUGAAUAAUGAGGUUCAGCCGGAUUCGUCGUCCAUGGCGCACGGUUUCCUGUGGAUUGGAAGCUGCACCAGUCAGAUGGGCCAGAUCGCCAUCGUCUCCUUUCAAAGCUCCAGCCCCAAAGUCAUCGAGUGCUUCAACGUGGAGUCUCGGACGCUGUGCAUGGUGUUCAUCCCUGCGGAGCCCGGGGCCGCGGCCGGGAGGGCGCCAGGCGUGCCCACCAUCUGCCUGGGCACUGAGGAGGGGAGCAUCUCCAUUUACAAGAGCAGCCAAGGCUCCAAGAAGGUGCGUCUGCAGCACUUCUUUACCCCAGACAAGUCCACGGUCAUGAGCCUUGCCUGCGCGGCCCAGAGCCUGUAUGCCGGCCUGGUCAACGGGGCCGUGGCCGUCUACCAAAAGGCGGAAGAUGGAUCCUGGAGUCCCGAACCUCAGACAGUGAUCAAACUGGGCGUGCUACCAGUUAGAAGUCUCGUAAUGACAGAGGACACGUUAUGGGCAGCUUCGGGAGGUCAAGUUUUUACGAUCAGCGCCGAGACCCACACGAUAGAGAAUCAGCUGGACGCCCACCAGGAAGAAGGCAUGGUGGUCUCUCACAUGGUCGUCGCUGGCGUGGGGAUCUGGAUCGCCUUCACCUCUGGCUCCACGCUUCGCCUCUUCCACACGGAGACGCUCAAGCAUCUGCAGGACAUCAACAUAGCCACGCCUGUGCACCAUAUGCUGCCAGGUCAGGAGCCGUUGAUCGUAGCCCGUGUGCGCCAGUUAAGCCUGGUAAGACUCCACCCUGGGAGCAAGCUGAAGAACAGAGAGGAGGAAAAGAUCUGCUGGGGCGGGGACAGCUCCCAAGGGAAGCCAGAGACGCAGCUUCUCGGCUGGGAGGCCACCAGGCACAGAGCAGGAAGGAUGCCGCUAGCGGGGGUGGGGGGGGUGGGACGGGGGACAAAACCAGCAAAGGUGCAGGAGUGCGGCUGUGGGGCGGCAAGUAGCUUGUGUGUGUGUGUGUGUCUGGGUGGCGGGUGUGUAUACAUGUGUGGCUCACAUGUGCGUGUGCGUGUAGCUCAUGUGGGUAGAUUCAUGUGGCUGGUAUGUGUGUGCACGUGGCUGGCACGUGUGAACGCGUAGCUAGUGUGUGUACAUACAUGUGUGUCUGCAUAAACACAUAUGCAAGUGUGUACAUAAGCGUGUAGCCAGUAAGUGCAAACAGGCACCUAGCACAUGCGAGGACCACGUUGCCGGUGUGUGGCCAGUGUGUAUAAGUUUCUAGCCAAUAUGUAUACGUUUGUAUUUCGUGUAGCUGGUACGGACACCCAUGGAGCUAGAGCGUAUUCCCGUAUCUGGUACAUAUAGGCGUGUAGUUAACGUGUGUGUAUGUCACGUAUAAACGAACGUGCAGCUAGUGUGUGUGAGCGCGUACCUGGUGCCUGCAUGCGUGUAGGUCGUAUGCGGAACGCAUCGCUGGUGUGUGCGGGCUUGUAGCUGGGGCACGUCCGUGUGUGACGGACAUGUGUAAGCAGGGGGCUGCUGUGCAAGGGCAGAGGGGCAGAGGGAAGGAGGAGGCCGGGAAGGUUGUGCGGUCAUGAGUGUGGAAGGGGCUUCCCGGCAGCGGGCUGCGAGGACGGGAGGGUGGCGGGCCAUCCUGUGGUCCCAAGGGACGCACCCCAGCAAGCGGCAGUGAGCAGAGUCACCUGCGGCGGGACCGACUGGGGAGAGGAAGGGCCAGAAAGCCUGAGAUUUGGGGCUUGGGUUUUCGGGAAGAACGUGAAGUCAUCAGCGACACUGGGUCCCACAGAGCCGGUUUGGAGGAAGCUAGCAUGUGUGGUGCUGAGCGGAGGAGCCCCGUGGGAAAUUGGAAGGAGGGGCUGGCAUGCGGACGACGAGUCGGGAAAGGGGCCUGUGUGGGACUUUGCCCUCCCGGCGAGCGAUGAGGGACAGGGGGACAGGACAGACAGAGUCAGGUACCACCGUCACGAGGUGAGAGGAUUGUGCAGAGUCAGAGGGGGCAUCAGGAGCGCAGACAGCCCUGCAGUGCAUAUUCAAGGGGCCAGGAGAGGAGCACCGGGCAGGGGACGGCCACGCGCACAGCCUGAGUGCUGGUGUGCGUGCGUGUGCACACGUUGUAUGCACCUGGGGGUGUUGUGUGCAUGGGUGCUCGCAGGCGGUGAGAGCGUGUGUGUACCUGGAGUGCUGUUGUAUGUACGUGAGCGUGCUUGCACGCGUGAGUGUGGGUGUGGGUGAGUGUGGGUGUGGUGUGUGCACCACACCUGUGUGUGUGUGUGUGUGUGUGUGUGUGUGUGUGUGUGUGUACGUGUGAAGGAGGAGCUGUGCUGCUGGUGUUGGAGAGCAGGGGGAACCAGGAUAGUAAAGGCACUGAAUUUAGGAUUCACUUUGGAAAAGUUCAUCACGAAAGGCUGAGCAGGUUAGAGAACCCCGAUCAAGUUGCCUCUUAAUCGGGAUUACGUGUCGGUUGACAUUUAAAUUCUGCAAGUACGUAAGCGUGGAAAAAAGCUCUUAGAAGUUGUCUGGGUCCCCUGCUCAUGUCGGUAGUGAAACAAGUUCUCAGAAUCUUACAGACUCAGGGCAGAUUUGGUGGUGGGUUGGUGGCAGAUGGGUCAGUGCCAGUGUUAAAGAUGUCUGUAGCUUGAGCGGAAGGUACUGGAGGAACGGUCACCGUUGACGUAUUGAGAAAUGAACAGUCUGGGUUCAGGUUCCAGAAAGGCUGGCCUCUGACCAGGGGAAGUACACUGGAGUUGGAAGGCAGGCCGGCUGGGGGCAGAGAGGACAGUGGGGAGCAGGGACGGUGACAAGACACGUUUGUUUGGGGCUCGGCGAGCGAGGGACAGCUGCUCCCUGGUUGUGUUUCGUGUCUGUACCGGGGUGACUGGCAUGUAAAACCGCACCGGCCGUGUGGCUCGUUGCUUGCACACGUGUGCACGUCGUGAAGGGCUCGCCGCAACCGAGCUAACGCAUUCUCCACUUCAUGGUUUCCACAUGUGCACGCGUGUGUGGUGGUCGGGAGAUUUAAUCCAUAGGACGAGCUGUGUGCAAAUCGUUUCUUAAGUAACAUAGGGCGCUUUUGUCUCAUGAGGAGCACAGAUUGACACAAUUUAUGAGCUUGCGUAUAAGAAAACGCUGGUUUACGGGCACUUCCCUGGGGACCUGGUGUGUUCCCUUUCGCACGCCAGGUGGUGGAGCAGGUGUGUGCAAUCUGGAUCCGUCGUAUCAGAUGGUGUGUCGGGCAGGCUGUCAUCGUGCCCGUGAGCGGCCGGCCCGUCGGGGGACUGCCCUCUGUGCCCCCAGAGUCCUGACCCCGCGGCCCUGCUGGCCUCACUGGCCAAGCAGCCCCAGGGGAGCCCCGGACCUGCUGCCAUCUUGCCCUUGUUGCUCAAGGUCGAGGCGGUUCCAGACCCCCCACAGGCUAGCCCACAAGUGCCACGGGCUGGGCCCCUUCUCGUAGGGCUGAGCUCUGUCCCUGUCCUCACUUGGCUUCACGUCCACGCUGUGUUUACAGACCCACACAUGGAGGUGUUUCCUUCAUUUCUCACGAGCAUUUUCGUGUCUGGUUUCACCCUCCAGUCAAUGACUCUCUUGCCUCCCUCUGCGUGGCUCUCCUGUGCUGUCACAGACCCACCUGGGCUCUGGUGGGACUGAGAGGCUGUGCGGUGAGACGCUUCCCGAAGCCCACACUCCGCAGGCCGGACGCCGGCGUCCGACGGGGCUCGGCUCUGUCCUUGUGGUCACAGCACACGUCCCCUCGGUCGUGGGUCAUCGUUCCCGUGUGGCCGUCAGGCUGUGGAGAACCAGCAAGCCUCCAGGCCAGCUCGGGGCGGGAGCCUUCGGGUGACGCGUGUUCUCCCGAAUUUCACCAACGUCCGGGGGCAUCUUACGCCUGACCCGCGUCUCAAUCCCUCCGUGAAGGUUGCGUAGCGGCCUUGGAGGGGGGUGGGUGGUUAGAGCAAAGUCCGCUACGCUCGGAAUGUUGUUGUCUUUGUCUCGUCUCCUCAGUGGCUGUGGGGUACAGUCCUCAGAAAGACGUGGUCCAGAAUUGGUCUGAUGUUUAAAAACAUUUUUGAGUUUAUUUAUUUAUUUUGAGAGAGAGAGAGAGAGAGAGAGAGAGAACGAGCAAGCAGGCGCGCACUAGAGCAGGGGAGGGGUGGAGAGAGAGCGAACCCCAGGCAGGCUCCAGGCUAUCAGCACAGAGCCUGAUGCAAAGGCUCAAAUUCACGACCCUGAGACAUGACCGGAGUCCACAUCAACCGACUGAGCCACCCAGGUGCCCCCAAAUUGGUCUGAUGCUCGUUGCAUUUUGUGAUGUAGAGAAUGAGAAGGCCCAAGCCCCACGUCUUCCCUUGAACUUUUACCGGUGGUCUUACCCUCAGGCCGGUGCUUCCUGGAGACAAGCGUUAGUUGGCAGCGGCUUCGGGGGACUCGGUGUUCACGCUAUGGGCACGGAGGUGCGCCGAUUGGAGGCCGCUGGGCUGUGUCGUUCUCUGGACACUGGUGCCUGUGACUGCCGGCGGCUUUCCCGCACUCCUGCACAUCCAGUGCUGGCACGUACCCGGAGCCUCUGUCCGAGAGUCGUGUUCAUGGGUUGCCCACAUGCGUUUCACUGUGUACACUUGGCAGAAAUAUGUGAAGUUACCCUUUUGUGCCCUUACCGGACGAUGAAAUUCCAGUAGGUUCUGGAGAUAAAGACUGCCCAAGCCAGAAAGAACAAAAAUCGAACACAAAAUUGAUACACUGGUAAUUCACACCUGUCUUGGGAGUUAACAGAACUUCAUGGAACCCGAAUAAUUCUCGGAGGCCCCAGCAUGCUUUUCCUGGAGGAGGACGUGGCUGUGCUGAGUGGGCCACGUCUGCUGCCUCUGGGUAGAGCUCUGUUCUGAAAACCAUCACACCCAGGCUCCGUGACGUACAGCACAUCGGCCCUCACGCGGUCGAACGCGGGAUAACGCAGCCUCCGGAUGAGCACACACACCUUGGAGAGCAGAUUGCUGGUGUAGAAUUUACAGCGAAAGCGUGUAACGGGGCUUUGUUCCUUGGGGCUCCCACUCAGUUACUUACCCCACGAUGCAAGCGGCACGUUUUGCCUCUUUGUCUAGAAUAUUCCAGGGAGACAGUUUUGACAGAGAAGUUCUGAGAGGUCAUGUGAAGUCAGCCUUUCUGUGUCCCCACGGAGCAAACGCAUUGCCUUCCAGGAGGGAUGUGGCCACGUAUGAUGGCCAAAUUAGGAUUAAAAAAAAAGGAAAAUCAGUAUAAUUUAAAAAGAAAUACUCAAUGACCACAUCCUAGGGGAAGUCAGCAAAUUAAACCAGACUGAAGAUGAUUUGUGAAUUAGGAAGCAAAACUGGGGAUGGGGUUUGGUAUCCUGGUUCCUGCUGCCAUCCUGGAUUAAGUGGUCCUGGGUUAGCCAGCAGCUAAUCCCGGGUUAACCAGCUGGGCCCUGUCCGCUGCCUGUGGGGUGUUCUGGGUGCUGGUGCAGAGAGAGGGACCCUGUGAAGCGUUGCGUCCCACUCUUAGAGGCUCUGUGCUGCCCCCGCUCCCUGCCUCUGUUGGAGUAUCUACCGCGAGCGUGUGGACACCCCCCAGCUUGUCGCCCGUUGAUGGCGGUUGUGAACGGUGCUGAGGAUCUCAUCCCUCAGCCACGUCCGCUGGGCCCAUCACGUCUGACGGUGCCUGUGCACCUGUGCUCUGUGGUGUGUACAGAAUUCACGCAGCACCCACCCAUCUCCAGAACGGAGUCCCUCAGUCAGACGUUCGGAAGUCCUGGGAACGUAAACCAUCAUGAGCUUGUAAAACAGGAUGUAAGUCUGUGUUGAGAAACAAAACCAAAUCUUUGUUCGUUGUAGAUGUUGUGUUUUUAAGCUUAUUUACUUAUUUUCAGAGAGAGUGGAAGAGAGAGUGUGCACCAGUGGGGAGGGGCAGAAAGGGAGACAGAGAAUCUCAAGCAGGCUCCGUGCUGUCGGCGCACAGCCCAACGCGGGGCUUGAACUCACAGACUGCCAGAUCAUGACCUGAGCAGAACCAAGGAUCAGAUGCUUACCCGACUGAGCCCCCCAGGCGCCCCUUCUUGUUUGUUUUUUGCCGUUGCAAAAAAAUUCGUAAAAAUAGUCGUGUUAAUGUAGCUUUGGCCUUGGUACCAGGCCACUUGUUGCCAUGUUUCUUACGGGAGGUGAACUUGAGGUCGAUGCAGAGAUGUUGGAAGGAACCUUGUCUGUGCAGGAUGGGGUCAUGUCAGCUUAGGUGCCACCGUGGCCUCACACACAAGGAACGCCGUCUGGUCCACGCGCCGGCUUUCGAGCUGGCAGAGAGAGGCCGGGGGUCACCGUGUGUCUCGCUCAGAGUGGUGCCACCCACGGAGUGGUGGUGAUCACAUAGACACCCCCGGCACCCUUCAGGGCAGAGGCCCACAGGAGACCAGCCAGGUGGCCCCGUGCACUUCUGGGCCACAGGGCCGUGGCUGUAACCCAAACUGAUCCAAGGGCCAUGCCGUGAAGGCCUUCCUGGUGCCACCGUUCCAUAUGACAUUUCCCAAACCAUGUCCCACGUCCUUCCCCGUCCCGACAGAAGCCUGGGGUGUGGCCUGCUGUCACUGAUGAGCUGUGCUGAGGGGCACUAGUAGGGGAGUCGUGCUGGGCGCGUGACAUAGAACACAGAACACAGAUCACGUGUUAGCUCUGUGUCACCUGCUGUCACUGAUGAGCUGUGCCAAUGCGCUUGUAGGGGAGUCGUGCUGGGCGCAUGACGUAGAAUAUAGAACAUAGAAUGCGUGUUAGCUCCAUGUCACCUGCCGU